Molecule: messenger RNA, 3804 nt
Organism: Pecten maximus
Lineage: Eukaryota; Metazoa; Mollusca; Bivalvia; Pectinida; Pectinidae
Product: tenascin-like
Exons: 18
Coding region: 1-3804 (1267 amino acids)
Molecular function (GO): protein binding
Source: RefSeq, a predicted model, not a curated record
AUGGAUUUCUACGUUAGAGACGACACCAGGAUGAACCCGAAUGCCCUUCAAAAUGUCACUGUUAAAGGACAAACAACGUCAUCCGUUACCUUGACGAUCACGUCACCGUCAUCAGGAUCUGUGGAUUAUUACAAUGUGACGUUUACUAACGCGGACGGACAAAGCAAGACACAGAGUACACCAAACAAUGAUACGUCAUAUACAGUAGAUAAUCUCACAGCGGGACACAGAUAUACCUUCUCAGUGGUGUCCGUGUAUCAGGAUCUGACCAGUACACCGUCUACAGAUGUAUCAACGUCCACAGUUCCAAACAUACCCUCUGCCUUAGCGGUAACUUACAGAACAACGACCAGUGUGACCUUGACCGUUACUCCUGGUAACGGGGGGCAUGAUGGGUACCGCGUCACGUACGUAGGUGAUGGUAUCAAUAGAAACCGUACCUUCCCAAACAAAAAAAUUAAUCGCCCGACCCUAGUGAUUGGCAAUCUAACAUCAGGAACGACCUUCACCUUCAACGUGUUCACUCGGGCCAAUGGGCUGGAGAGCGAAAGUUACUAUGGAACUCAGGCCUCAACAAACCCGAAUGCCCUUCAAAAUGUCACUGUUAAAGGACAAACAACGUCAUCCGUUACCUUGACGAUCACGUCACCGUCAUCAGGAUCUGUGGAUUAUUACAAUGUGACGUUUACUAACGCGGACGGACAAAGCAAGACACAGAGUACAACAAACAAUGAUACGUCAUAUACAGUAGAUAAUCUCACAGCGGGACACAGAUAUACCUUCUCAGUGGUGUCCGUGUAUCAGAAUCUGACCAGUACACCGUCUAGAGAUGUAUCAACGUCCACAGUUCCAAACAGACCAACUGCCUUAGCGGUAACUAAUAGGACACCGACCAGUGUGACCUUGACCGUUACUCCUGGUUACGGGGGUCGUGACGGGUACCGUGUCUCGUAUAAUGGCGGUGAUAACCACGGUAACCGUACCUUCACUAAUAUCACAAACGAUACCCCGACCCUAGUGAUUAGUAGUUUAACAUCAGGAACGACCUUCACCUUCAACGUGUUUACUCGGGCCAAUGGGCUGGAGUGCGAAGAUUUCUAUGGAAUUCAGGCCUCAACAAACCCGAAUGCCCUUGAAAAUGUCACUGUAAAUAACCAAACAACGUCAUCCGUUACCUUGACGAUCACGUCACCGUCAUCAGGAUCUGUGGAUUAUUACAAUGUGACGUUUACUGACGCGGACGGACAAAGUGAGACACGGAGUACACCAAACAAUGAUACGUCAUAUACAGUAGAUAAUCUCACAGCGGGACACGGAUAUACCUUCUCAGUGGUGUCCGUGUAUCAGGGUCUGACCAGUACACCGUAUCUAGGCGUAUCAACAUCCACAGUCCCGAAUCCCCCUGGAAAUGUCACUGUAAAUAACCAAACAAUGUCAUCCGUUACCUUGGCGAUCACGGCACCGUCAUCAGGAUCUGUGGAUUAUUACAAUGUGACGUUUACUGGCGCGGACGGACAAAGCAAGACACGGAGUACACUAAACAAUGAUACGUCAUAUACAGUAGAUAAUCUCACAGCGGGACACGGAUAUACCUUCUCAGUGGUGUCCGUGUAUCAGGGUCUGACCAGUACACCGUCUACAGAUGUAUCAACGUCCACAGUGCCGGCUGUCCCAGAAAUGAGCGGUUAUUCUACGACAAACAACACAAUAACAGUUACUUUAACAUCCAAUGGAAGUGUUGAUGGGUACAUCGCCAGUGAAUAUUGUGUCAGUAGUGAUGACAUCCGUCCCAGUGUCAGUACGACCACAACAGCCGUAACAAUAACUGGUCUCAAUCCGGGCUCCACCUGUGACCUUACUGUGGUCGCUGUGUUUACUGGACUCAACAGCUCUGUCGCGUACUUCUCAGGUCUCAGCGUCAAUGAAUCAAAUCCCGGUCCAGUCGGAAACCUUUCCGCCCAAACAUUGUCCUCUACAGCCAUUAGUGUGACGUGGAACAAACCAUCACAGUCAAAUGGUAACAUCACACAGUACAGUGUCUAUGUCACGGAUCACGAGGGGAGAUGUGUACAUCUUCUACAGCUGUGUACGACCCAGUGUACGGCUACACAGCCACCCCGGACGUGUGACAUUACCCGGAGUAACACAUUCACCGACGACCAGACAGAUUUUAAUGAGACCAUUGAUGGUUUGUUGGCGUAUAUACGGUACACGUUCACUGUGUACGCCUACACUCUCGCCGGGCAGGGGGCCGAAUCGUCCACGGCAUCCAACACCAGCCAAUCAGAACCUCACUAUAUCACUGAUUUAGUAAAGGAGAACACUACAUCAUCAACAAUAACUAUUUCCUUCCACGAACCGGAACCAAGCACUGGCCCAAUAACACGGUACCAAGUCCGGUAUGUUUACAAGGAACGGGUUUGUAAGGACGGGCUAAGUAACGGUGACGAUAUAACACAGAACACCAGCUGUAUCCCCUCAAGUGGACGGACUGUCUGCUCCAUACACCACCUCUACCCCUACUGGAACUACAGUAUCAGUGUAAGGGCGUACACCAUUAUAGGACCCGGUAACUGGAGUGACCCCUUACUACAGAGACCUGACGAGGAUAAACCGACUGUUAUCGAUGUUGAUAGUCUCCAUCCCACACUGGUCACAGCCGGCAGUGUCACUCUGGAGUGGUCUGCCCCUUGUCCCCCUAACGGUGUUAUCGGUAACUACCUCAUACACUGGAAUACGUCAUCAACUAUCAACACAUCAGAUAGUUCCAUGUCCUACACAAUACCGGGUCUACAGCCAUACAGGAACUAUACGUAUCAGGUCGCCGCUGUGACGGGGGCCGGGGUAGGGAGUUACACCUCAGUAAAAACCGUCACGACUUUAACUGAUGUGCCACAUAAACCGUCUGAGGUUAAUGCGUCUACAGUUAACUCUACACGGAUUUCUGUGACAUGGAAUAAGCCAGACUUGAAAACAGGACCAACCAGCUACACGGCUACGGCAAUAGACGAAAACACACAGAAGAGUACGUCUUCCUGUACUACAACGGGGUUUGAGAGUACCACGUGUAUGAUAGGAAAUCUUGAUGAAUACUGGAAUUACACCAUUGUCGUCAUAGCGACAACAGUGAAUGGAUCUGUUAAUUCUUCCAACAACAAGACUGUCACAACUGCCCAGGCUGAUACUGUACUUUGGUGGGGUAAAUUUUGGUUUCUUAUCCUCCGUUAUACGUCUACACCGACAGUACCUGGAAACGUGACAGAUCUCCACGUGAGUGUCGAGUCGGACGUCACCAAGGCGCGGACAGUAAAUGUGACGUGUAAUCCACCUGUUGUCAGGGACCUGAACGGUAAAAUCACCGGAUACACACUGGAAUGGGGAUAUAAUAAAGCAAGCCAGGUCUUCGCUUCAACGAGUGUCGGAAAUGGUUUAGAAUCGUCAAAGCAUCAUGACAUUCCGUCUGGAGCUCCACUGAUAAAACCUAACAGCCAAGCGAGUAUCAAGCUUGGCUCAUCCUCAGCAGUCAGCGAUCCCGAGAAACAGUUCCGGGUCGAUUUUGAUGUGAACUUGGUGUGUAACAAGGAGAACGGAAUCAUCACUGACCACUAUGUGUUCGUGUCCGAGGCGGACGAGUCUAACACUGGAGAGGCUGGAAAACCUUUUCAAGGAACUAAAGUCAGCUUUACCAACAAGAGAUUGAACAUUUACCGAACCUGGUCGGCCGUCAAAGACGCAGACAGCAUCACUCCUUAUAUAGCGUCAAGGUCAUGGCAUCCCUGUCCGAACGGUAAAUAUACGUUUUAA